AUGUCCUUGAAGAUAUUGUCUCGAAAUUGCUAUCAAAAUAGUCUGAGUGCCGCGAAACACCAUGCAAACGAGCCCAGAGAGAUGGUUGAAAGAGAACUUAGCAGUACGACGGCUGAAUCCCCCAUCCAUGUGCAGCCAGCCAAUAAUUGUUCACACUUCAUGCAACUAGGUGCAGUACUCGAACUAUUUCAAGAGUAUCCAGGAGACAGUAUGCUACAAGAAUACCUGAGAGCUUCGCUGGCCAGCGGGUUGCUGAACAACGCCGUCUACGUGGCUACCUUACUGCAAGCUGUGAACUCCCCUGCACUGAUGAGUCCCGCCACGAUAGACAAUCUCUGUCGCAUCGCUCUCGACGUGCACUACUCCUCGGGUCAAUCGCCCAUCGGUUCUAUAGUCCCUCAGAAUGAAUCACCGAUAGUUAUCCUCUCGGUUGUGCAUGAUGCGUUGGCUUUGUUGCGCAGAACACAGUCGGCGUCGCCUUCCCACUUUCACCGCCCUGCAGUCUCUGCUUCCGAACUUGUGAUACUACUGAUUUCGUGUGUUACGGACCUGACAGAGGUGUCGACCACGCAACUCAUGAUGCACUAUUCGGAUGUCAACGACAUUCUCGCGACUAUCCAAAUGCCGGUCAACGUUCGCGGAGCCCUUGACAGCUUCGCGGUAUCUCUCAGUUUUGCGAUUGGCGAUGGCUCAAAGGUUGCUCGAGAGCAGCGGUUGAUGCAGACGAUGCAACUGGCUACUGGAAAAGGGGAUAUAUUGGGAUCCAAUUCAGAAACGGAUAUUGUAUCUUGCUCUUUGGCUCUGCAGAAUCUCAUCUCGAAUCGUGGACACCGUUUUGGUGCAGGGAACACGGCUUAUGCCGUACCGCUUCUUGUAGCCAUCUAUCGCACCACUACAUGGCCGUUAAGAGUGUUCUUGAGGCAACUCUUUCUGGCCGCAUUUGCAUGUGUCGAGCAGAGCAAGUCAGCUUCGAGAUCUGCAUCACUCUGGCGCGCGCUUGUCCUGGGCCGAUUACCGGAGCUCCUGGUCCGGUUCGGUGCGAUGGUUCGAGCUCGAGAAGGCAUAACCGAACGCGAUUGGCAUCAAUCCAUGCAAUAUGCAGUAUUAGCCGCAUACGAAGCGUCUGGACCAAUAGAUCCCGGGUCGGAAAUUUCACAAGAUAUUGCAACCAGUUCCAUAUCAUUCCUGCGAUUGUUUCUCGCGCAACUGUUAACGACAAAGCUCAUCGAACAAAGCGUCGCGUUAAACAUGAAUACCUUCGCUUCGCAUGCUCCAUCUUCGCUCGACUCAGAAGCCCAAGCGUCUUACCUCGAGGGAAAAAUCGGGACGGAUGUGAGUCCCGAAGAAGUCUUGAGGACGGUAGAUCGUAUGUGUACAGAGCAUUCAAGUCAAGCUGCUUUCUCGUCCGUUGUGGCGAAGCGGUUCGCUUCGCUAGCUACCGCCUUCGACGUCGAGUCCCUGGGUCAUCUCUCGAGAGUGCUGUGUUCACGAUCUCACGCAUUGGACAUCCUAUCCUUACAUAUGAACGUCACGGAUCUCAUUGCACACGGAAUUUUCGUGCUUGAAAAAUUCGAUUUCGCAACAGUUGGUGAUCCUCAGACUGCGGUUGGUCAACUAGGCGAAGUUGUACUACUACUGCAGAGCAUGCUGGUGCAGUUCAAGAUUUCUUCGCCUGCAAUCUCACUAGGUGACACGAUCAUCCCUGUCAGAAUGCUACGAACUACGUCCGCGGUAUUGCUGGUGCAGGAAGAUACAAGAGCUCUCGAUGCCUGGUUUCAAGCGCUAUUUGAUAAGAACAGUGACGGCAUAGAGGACACUAUAUUCGGGUCCACGCGGCCUCUCAGCCUCCUCCGAUUCUGCAGCGCGCUGUUCGAGCGUGCGUUGACAGCGUUCCUCGAGAAACGCAUGGAUAAGGACACUUUGAAAAAUGGCCUGAACUAUUUCCACACGCCUUUGCUGAGCUGGACGCUAGUUGGCCCGAUAAAGACGCUCAUAGCUGAGGUGGUGCGCAAAGGAUUCUAUGCACAGAGCCAUCUAGAGAUCAUACAGGAUCUCCUGCUUUCCCCAACGUGUCCCCCCGCGGUGCUGAGAUUGUGUGCAGGGCCUCUCCUCAGGCUGCUUGCAAUACCCCGAGCUCAGGCCCUCGCUAAGCGAGGUGCAUUCAAUGCCGCUGCAUUGAAAGAUGCGGCAUUCAAGGCUCUGACUGACUCGGAUAUACCACAACAGCGAGCAUCUGCGGCAGGCGGUCUGGUAUGGAUGGACCACCCCCGGCGCAUGACCACCAGCGCGCUGGCCCUAGCCCGCUCUGGGAAGAUCCCAUGGCUCGAUUUUAGACGACAGCUUGAGGAUACCCCCUCACGAUACCUCCGAUGGCUAUGGUCGGAAGCCUGCACUGCGACAGCAGUCGGAGGUAUGGAACCCAGCAGACGCUUGCUGGCGUUCACGCUAGCAAGCCCACG
This is a messenger RNA of Punctularia strigosozonata HHB-11173 SS5, 2459 nucleotides long. RefSeq lists its product as uncharacterized. Gene Ontology annotation, molecular function: transcription coregulator activity. Gene Ontology annotation, biological process: regulation of transcription by RNA polymerase II. NCBI's taxonomy places the organism in Eukaryota, Fungi, Basidiomycota, Agaricomycetes, Corticiales, Punctulariaceae. The transcript is spliced from 14 exons. The annotation marks the transcript as partial. Gene Ontology annotation, cellular component: mediator complex. The record is from RefSeq and is a predicted model, not a curated record.